Messenger RNA from Adineta ricciae, 1788 nucleotides. Lineage: Eukaryota; Metazoa; Rotifera; Eurotatoria; Adinetida; Adinetidae. The record is from the annotation of a GenBank genome assembly.
AUGAGUAAUAGUAACUCAUCUUCACCACCACAAUUCGAUGUGGCUACGGCCGCACUCGAACAUCUCGAAUUACUCAACCGUUCCAACGUCAAUCCACUCGAAGUCGCCGCUCAGUUUCGUACAUUAUUACGAUCAAAGAAAGCACGCGGACAAAAUUCCAGUCAGAAAAAUGGCGCUUCGCCACCAUCAUCUUCCAAUAUGGACUACACUUAUAUGGACUAUCUUGCAGCUGAUGCAACACAUCGUCGACGCGCACGCUCUCGUGGUCGAGCUGAUCGUCGAUCGAAAUCCUUAGGACGAAUUAAAUACGAUCUCGACGAAGAUGAUGAUGCAAAUAAUCAAAGUGGAUACAGUCACUAUACACAGGAUCAAUCAUCUUUGAAUUACGAUCCUGAACAAUUAAAUUUACGUAAUACGAUUGAUGAUACAAAUAUUUACUAUACAACGUCGGCAAGACAUGGAGGAUUAAUUACAACAGCAAACCAUUCAACUCGACAAUUUCUACCUGAAUCACAUUCUUGUUUUGGUCUUUCAAAAUGGCAUGAUGAAGGGGAUAGUUCAACAGAAGAUAUCUAUGCUGAUUCUGCUGUGGGCUCAGAUUAUAGUGAACCACCAGCACAUUUAACAUUUCAUUCAAGUAAAGCAGUUUCGUGCGAUUCAGCGAUCUCAGGAACAUCCUCUCAUAAACAAUAUUCAUCAUCUAACUCAGAACAAAAUACCACAACAUCUCCAACGUCUUCUUCUCUGCUAAUUUCUCCUACCAAGCAACAUUUUGCAAAUCUUUCCCAAAUUGAUGAAUCAUCAGAACAGACAGCAAGCACCGACCAAUCUCUUUCAACUUCUUCUAAUCAAUAUCCGACUAUCAACUGGAAGCAAUUACGUGAAAAACAACAUGGUCAAAGUUUAGACAAAGCCAAAACAUUUGUGACAAGCACAUUGCCAAGAAAACCUAUUGCUCUCCACGCGACGAAACCAAUCAAUUUAAACACAUCAUCACCUAUCUCAUUGUUAAACUAUCAUAAACAUCAACCGAAUUUUCGUAAGCGUAUUGAACAAUUUAGUACGACAGCAAACAAUCGUCCGUCUCGGCCACGAGCUGUUACAACUGAUCUCUCUCAAGCAUUACAAGCAUCGACGACAAUGACAAAUAGCUCGCUGACCACGGUUUCAGCAAUGUCAGCUCGCACACCUUCAGACACGGAAUCAUUUACAUACCCUAAUGUAUCUGAACUACGUAAAAAUUUCGAACAACAAACUAAGAAAACGAUUCCAAAAUCAAUUGAGCUAACCACGAUUAGUUCAACAACGCCACCGCCUGAGUCACCUUCAUCGUAUGCCCCGUCAAUCAUAUCUACCAGUGGUUCUCGUUCACCUUCAUCCUCGUCUUCAUCGUCUUCUUCGGUAUGUAAAAGUCGAUGUUCAUCAUCUUCAAGUCGGUCAUCGAAUGAAAUACGUACGCCAUCCAUAUCUCCCACGAGUUCACCUCGGCCGAGUUAUACAAUCUCGCGUUUAAAUGCGGCAUCGAUGACCAACGAAGAUGUCUUCUUUCCAAUUGCUGAUUGCAAUCUAGUUAUUAAACAUAAAGUAACAAAUGGGCCGAAGAAAAUAGGUCAUGGUAGUCGACGUCCAUCAUCUCCACAUCCACAUGCACAUUCAGACAAUUCAAACCAAUUAUCGAAUUCCAUGUAUUCGAUAUCAAGUGGUUAUACCGAAGAAGCUCAUCUGUCAGGUGUAUGUAACGAGAAUGAGCUUAUGGGCGGAAGUACAGACGAUGCAGUCUAUGUAUAA